GUCACCGUGCUCGACGUUGAAGACGAUGGGAGAAGACCGUGAGCGACAUUCAACAUCCAAGAAUAAACGCAGCAGAGACAAGGACGAGCACAAAAGCAAGAAAAAACGCAAGUCCGAACACAAAUCCCACAAACGCAAGUCUCACACGGAAGCAGUCAACAUCACGGACGAUGACGCCAACGACGAUGAUAUGUGGGUGGAGAAGAACAUCGACAACGACGGGGAACGGCUUCUUGCAACGGAUAUUCCAACCGCAGAGAGUUUGAAGAUCACGACUCAUGCAACUGCCGGAGAGGCAGACCCACCGCUGCCACCUAGCUUGACAACGGAAACGAAACUACAGCGCGAUGAGUGGAUGCUCAUGCCAUCUGGCGGUGUUGCAGAACCUUUGAAUUCGUCGAGGUCAUCGGCCCGAGGAUUACCCACAGGAGGCGAGACUAUUACAGAGGACUACGGCGAAACCUCCUCAAGCCAACGCACACCUGCCGGAGGCGUCGACUUCUUUUCUUCUCUCGGCACCGAACGCAAGCGACCACCGCGACCUGACAAACCUGAUCCUGACAAGAUCAAAAUCAGUUCUAAAGAAAUCAACCAAGACAUCCGUGCUGGACGUUCAGUCGAUAAUGAUGUACCUCCCCCACCUCCAAAAGCCAUAACCCCUGGUGGCCCAGGCUCUAAUUGGCGCAUGAUGCGUCUCCGGCGCGUAUACGAGACCGCAGAUGAGGAAAACAAACCCAUUGAAGAAGUUGCGCUCGAGCGUUUCGGUACGCUUCAAGCAUUCGAAGAGGCCAAAGAAGAACGGCGCAUCCUUGACGAACGUCCAGGCAAACAGGUCGAGGGCGGGAGACCGGCGGGGAGAAGGCGGUUCAUGUUUACUGAUGUUGGCGCGAGCGGCACUUCGUCCCGUAGCUCGUCCUUCAGACGCCCUGGUUCGGGUCCAACGGGAAGUACCCCGUCCACGCCAUCCCCCACCAAUCCGCCUGCGAACAAGCGUCUCGACUCUUUACGUUUGCCUUCGCAGGCCGCAUCGCCACUCGCGCAGUCACAUACGCCAAUACCGAGCGUCAUGACGCCAUCUGUGGCGUCGACGAGCACGCGCCGCGCUAUGUCGCCUUCAUCGCUGAACAAGUUACAAGCUCGGGUUCUCCGUGCAAAAUUGAUGAACGCGCCAAACGCUGAGAAGCUUGAGGAAGAGUACGAAGCAGAGGUGAAGCGGGCGAACAGUGAGGAGGGAGGAGUCAGGACGCGUGUGGAAGUGCUACCGACAUUGGAUGCCAGGGGACAAAUGUAUGAUGUUGGUCAUGGCAAGGAUGACGCAGAGAAGGGGCCCGGUAAUAAGCGGAAGAAAGAGAAGUUUGAAACGCGUGACGCGAAGACCGGAGAACUUCUCAGGUAUAACGCUGAUGAUGAUGAGAUCACGCUGGGAGAGAUGGUUAGGCAGGAGCGGUUUGGAGCGGGAAUGGCGGACCAGAAGAAUUUGGAUGCACAAUUCGCGAAGGCUAUCAUGGGAGAUGGCAAAUUUCAGAAUGAUCUUGACUACAUGGAUGAUAAUGCGGAGCGACUUGGGCGGCAGAAGAUGCGAACUGACGCAAUGAAACGGCAGUUUGCUGUUCACGACUACAAGCGCACUCAAAAAGCCCUCGCAACAUGCCAGUUCUGCUACGGUGAAGACGAUUCCCCUCCAAAAGCGCCUGUUGUGGCGAUGGGCACACAAGUCUACCUCUCUUGCACCCUGAACGAGGAACUUCUAGAUGGCCAUUGUCUCAUAGUGCCUAUGCAACAUCACCUUACAAUGCUGGAGGCUGAUGAUGACGUUUGGGACGAAGUGCGGAACUUCAUGAAAAGCGUCAUGCGUAUGUUCGCCGAAGAAGACAAAGGAGUCAUCUUCUACGAAACUGUCAUCUCCCUCAAGCCGCAAAAGCAUACCUGCAUUGAGUGUGUACCACUCCCAUGGGACAAGUACGACGACAUCCCAGCGUACUUCAAGGAGAGCAUCCUCGCAUCUGAAGCAGAGUGGUCGACACAUAAGAAGCUUAUCGAUUUCUCCGCGCGGCCUGGGGGGUUCAGACGUGCGAUGGUGCCGAACCUUCCGUAUUUCAUGGUGCAGUUUGACUAUAAGGGGGAGAAGGGGUACGGGCAUGUCAUUGAGGGCACGGGAGAGUCUGCGGCAACUGGCGAGGAGGAUGGGGCGUUAGAUGAAGGGGAUAAAGGUGGUGGGGAUUUUCCGAGGUAUAUAUUUGCGGGAGAGAUUAUUGGGAAUGUGCUGGAUCUUGAUCCACGUCGGUGGAUGCGACCACGGAGGGUUGACUAUCGGCAUAACAAGGAUCGGAUACAAAGGUUGAAGAAGAUGUAUGACAAGUUUGAUUGGACAGGGUUGAUCGGGAAGUCAUAAUGCAUUUGUUCGCUGUUCUGUUGUGUUGCUGCCUUGAUGCCGUAUAUUACAAAGGCUUGUGUUUUUUUUCUGCGGCCUGUCA
This is a messenger RNA of Suillus subalutaceus, 2474 nucleotides long. RefSeq names its product CwfJ C-terminus 1-domain-containing protein-like protein. Gene Ontology annotation, cellular component: post-mRNA release spliceosomal complex. The record is from RefSeq and is a predicted model, not a curated record. The transcript is spliced from 9 exons. Gene Ontology annotation, biological process: mRNA splicing, via spliceosome. Lineage: Eukaryota; Fungi; Basidiomycota; Agaricomycetes; Boletales; Suillaceae. Bases 26 to 2392 code for a protein of 788 amino acids.